Lentinula edodes (shiitake mushroom) is the source of this 1179-nucleotide messenger RNA. RefSeq lists its product as uncharacterized. Gene Ontology annotation, cellular component: cytosol; cell periphery. Gene Ontology annotation, biological process: protein K48-linked deubiquitination. Gene Ontology annotation, molecular function: K48-linked deubiquitinase activity; cysteine-type carboxypeptidase activity; cysteine-type deubiquitinase activity. The record is from RefSeq and is a predicted model, not a curated record. NCBI's taxonomy places the organism in Eukaryota, Fungi, Basidiomycota, Agaricomycetes, Agaricales, Omphalotaceae. The transcript is spliced from 7 exons. Bases 1 to 1179 code for a protein of 392 amino acids.
AUGACCGCCCAAUCCCAGCCUGUCUCACAGCAAGAAACUAACAACUCUGUAUCUGAUGUCUGGUAUCUCAAGACGAUAGAAUUCGGAGAAGGCGACAAGAGGAGGACGACCAAGAUAAUCACGCAGAAUUUCAAUGGGCCGUGUUCAUUCAUUGCUAUAUGCAAUAUCCUCAUAUUACGUGGCGCCUUAGAGAUUCUGCCUCCUGAACGGAAAACUGUGUCAUACGAGUUCCUUUCCCAAUUAAUAGCUGAACACCUCUUAAUAACCUGUCCUGACGUGGACAUAUCUGCCGCCCUUGAAAUUAUGCCCUGUACGCAAAAGGGUAUGGACUUAAAUCCACUAUUCACUGGUGCCAAGUCUUUUCGACCAAACGGUACUGGUGGCGAACUCAAACUUUUUGAACAAGUCGGAAUCGACCUAAUUCACGGAUGGCUUGUCGACCCAGAAAGUCCAGAAGCGGAAGCCAUUUCUCAUACAGAAGACUACGACAGUGCAGUCAUGUUAAUAGCAGAAGCAGAUCACGUCACGAAAGGUCGGUUUGUCGUGGAUGAUUCAGAUAUUCCACAGGCCGAGUCGAGUAAAUCACCAGUGUACUCAGAUGAAGAGAGGGCGAAGAUUGAAAACGCUACUUCCAUACGUCGCUUUCUUGACAGCACACAAUCCCAGCUCACCUAUCAUGGUCUCUUUCACCUAGCCUCUACAACCAAGCCCGGAGCUCUUAUGGCGCUCUUCCGCAACCUUCAUCUUUCAGUUUUAUACAAGCGCGAUACCCCGGAAGACACCUCAUUAUAUAAUCUGGUUACUGACUACAUCUUUCUAAACGAGCCGUCAAUCGUCUGGGAACGAAUAGAAGACGUGCAGGGAAGCAUGUCGACUUUUGUUGAUUCUUCGUUCAUCAAAUCGAGUCCUGCCGGUGGGGACUUUGCUGGACAGACAGCCGAGGAGGCACUAAGAGCUGCGGAGAUGGAGCAGGGAGAAUUUUAUCCAUCAGAUCCAGCGGAUCUAGCGUUGGCACAACAGCUUCAGGCUGAGGAACAGGAAGGUGCCCGGAGAGAACGUGAAUGGUAUGCUCGCGAGAAGGAGCGUCGUCGGUUAGAGGAAGUACAGAAGCAACAGGAGAAAGAAGAUUACAAACAACGUAGAGGGAAAAAGGAAAAGAAGGAAUGCAUUAUAAUGUAG